Molecule: messenger RNA, 393 nt
Organism: Dibothriocephalus latus
Lineage: Eukaryota; Metazoa; Platyhelminthes; Cestoda; Diphyllobothriidea; Diphyllobothriidae
Source: the annotation of a GenBank genome assembly
AUGAUUCUGGCCAGCCAGCAGCUCUUUCCUUUACUCAUGCUUACUUUUCCUUAUCUCGGAGUUAUUUAUCUGCUUUUACAGGAGGUCAUGGUGGCUGCCGUUGAUCGUAGUCCAGCCGCGUCAUCUAAAAAGACCUUCAUCCAUCAGGAGUCUCUAUCAGCCCUGUCUCCGGGAUUUCCCCCCUCGUCCGAGUUCUUGUUAUCAACGGACAAGGUCGACGAGGAUACUCUGGCCGUGAAGCUGUUUGAUUUUGAGCUAGUAACCGCCUCCGUCGCCACCUGCCUGCAGAUACUCGCACGAACGGUCACGGAAGUUGCUGUUGCCAGAGAGAAACCGGCAGAGCCAGACCAGCUGCUCUACCUUGUCUCAUCACCAGUCUCCUUCUUUGAGUAG